This is a messenger RNA of Odocoileus virginianus texanus, 821 nucleotides long. The record is from RefSeq and is a predicted model, not a curated record. Lineage: Eukaryota; Metazoa; Chordata; Mammalia; Artiodactyla; Cervidae.
GGUCUUGGAUCUGCAGACUUUAAAUUGCUCUCAGGCUUCUGAUUCUCCCAGGGGACCUCAGAUGGGGGAGGGGACAUGGGAGGGGUGUCAGGAUGGCCAGCGGUCCCUCACCCCGAGUCCUCUGUCAACCAACAGGUCGCUGCCUCCCCGUCACCGGCAGCUAUGAGGUCCCGGCUUUUGCUUUCUGUGGCCCUCCUGCCCACAAUUCGGGAGACCUCGGAGGAGAUGCUACCCGGAGGGGCUGGAGAGGAGCCCCCCGCCUCCCCCAGCCUGGAUGACUACGUGAGGUCCAUUUGUCAGUUGGCACAGCCCACCUCAGUGCUGGAUGAGGCUGCAGCGAGGGUGCGAACCAGCAGACCCCACCGGCCAGCCCGUUCCUGUGCGAAGAGCUGUCCCACUGGGUCUCUACAGGACAUCACCACUCGCUUCACUGGCCAGCAGCCCUCCCUGCCUGGGACUGGCACUGUGGACCCCCUGGACUGGCUCUUUGGGGAGUCUCAGGAGAAGCAGCCAAGUAGAAGGGAUGUGCCAAGGAGGACUGGACCCUCCGCUGAUCCCUGGGCUUCUCGCAGACAGAUGGACAGUGGCAAGGCCCCAGCGACUCCCAGAGGGAGGCUGAGUGAUGCCAAGGAUCCAGGGCACUCCCUGCAGAGAACGUCGAGGGACUGGCACCGGUGCUCCCAGGCUUCUGGGCAGCCUGGGCAGGAUGCGGGCUCCCCCACAAGCCCCCGCCCCAGCAGCAUCCUCAGAACUCUCUAUUUGCACCUCCCGGUGAUCCAUGAACUCUGACACCUCCCCAAUAAAGACUUCUGUAAACAGCA